Pterocles gutturalis (yellow-throated sandgrouse) is the source of this 666-nucleotide messenger RNA. It is a transcript of the gene NSMCE4A, whose product is annotated as non-SMC element 4 homolog A (S. cerevisiae). Gene Ontology annotation, biological process: DNA repair. The annotation marks the transcript as partial. The transcript has 7 exons. Lineage: Eukaryota; Metazoa; Chordata; Aves; Pterocliformes; Pteroclidae. The record is from RefSeq and is a predicted model, not a curated record. Gene Ontology annotation, cellular component: nucleus; Smc5-Smc6 complex.
CUAACCUUCAUGGGUAUAAAUCGCAUAGAAGUCGAAGAAGAUGAUAGUGAUUUUCAGAGUGGCUAUUUACCUAGUAAUGCCUGGCAUAAACUGGGAGAAGAAACAGAGAAGUACUUCAGAAGAGCACCUUCUUUUCACUAUAUGUUGGGAUCUUUCAAGUCUGAUCCUCCUGUACCAAGGCAACGGAUUGAGAGGCAGAAAAAGACUGCAGGAAGAGAAGAAAAACGGGCAAUGCCUGCUCAGUUAAAAAAAAUGGAGGAGUCUCAUCAGGAAGCUACAGAAAAAGAGGUAGAAAGGAUCUUGGGAAUAUUGCAAACUCAUUUUAGAAAUGACUCUGAUACACCUAUUUCCUUCUUUGAUUUUGUUAUUGAUCCACACUCUUUUGCACGCACUGUGGAAAACAUGUUUCACGUGUCCUUCCUUAUAAGGGAUGGUCUUGCAAGAUUAAGGCUGGAUGAUGAUAAAUUGCCAGUAAUAGAGCCUGUAAAAGACAAAGAGGGAAAGGAGGAGGGAAGGGAGGAUGAGCGUAGUGCUGGAGCACGGAACCAGGUUGUCAUAUCUCUGAACUAUCAAGAAUGGCAGGAGAUCAUAGAAACAUUUGAAAUAACAGAACCCAUGAUUAGCCCUCCUUAUGAUAGAAAUGAAGAUGAAAUGGAGACAGCUUAA